AUGGCUAGAAGAACUAAAUCAGUUUGUAAGCCAGAGGUGAUUCAGGAAUGUCAAUUUGAAGAGUUGGAACAUGCAGAAAUGAAAUCAGAUGUCAGUGAUAGCUCAGAGAUGCAGGUCACUAGGAGUGAGAACACAACUGUUCCAUCAGCACAAUCAGUUGCUGAACCACAAGUUGACGGGGAUGUGUCAGAAGCAGAAUCAAACUGCUCUUCUGUGUCUGGUCUCCAGACACCUUUGUUUGUAAGAGUAACACGGAGGCGACAGAUUGUAAUUCCUUAUCAACCAGAUUCUGCUGGCAAAAAAAGACAUGACAAUACAGCUUUUGUGGGAUCUGCUGAAAUUAGUACUCCUGUGACUAGGAGGAUGGCUAGAAGAACUAAAUCAGUUUGUAAGCCAGAGGUGAUUCAGGAAUGUCAGUUUGAAGAGUUGGAACAUGCAGAAAUGAAAUCAGAUGUCAGUGAUAGCUCAGAGAUGCAGGUCACUAGGAGUGAGAACACAACUGUUCCAUCAGCACAAUCAGUUGCUGAACCACAAGUUGACGGGGAUGUGUCAGAAGCAGAAUCAAACUGCUCUUCUGUGUCUGGUCUCCAGACACCUUUGUUUGUAAGAGUAACACGGAGGCGACAGAUUGUAAUUCCUUAUCAACCAGAUUCUGCUGGCAAAAAAAGACAUGACAAUACAGCUUUUGUAAAUAAGUUAAGUAGGAUUCUGGAUGAAGAUGAUGUCUCUGAAGCUGAGUCUUGUUCCUCUGCUGUUUCUGGUGUCCAGAUGCUUAAUGUUCCCACAAGUACAAGGAGCAGACAAAGUAAAAAGAAAUUGCAGCCACACAGAGGUCGUGAAGCCCAGAGUGAGGAUACUUCUGAUGCGGAAUCACGUUGCCCAAGUUCUCUCGUGGAACCAUAUGUCACUCCAAAACGAGUUACUAGGAGCAUGCAAAUGAAAUCACAAGCAGAAAAUACUAAGCAGACUCAGAAAAAAAAAGUAUUUGUUUCACAAGAUGAGAAUUUAAUUGAGGACACUGUUAAAUCUGAUCCCAUCAUAAUUCCUGAUUCUGAUCCCAUCGUAAUUCCUGAUUCUGAUCCCAUCAUAAGUCCUGAUUCUAGGCCUACUGCAGAACUUGUCAAUGACACGGAAGAAAAUGCUUCCACCCUCAUUGAUGGUAAUAAAGAACCCAGUUCACCCAAAAGCAAAUGUGCUAGUGCAGCCUGGAGUGAAGACACAAAAGAAGAGAUUUUAAAUGAUGUGGCAUGCAGUCUUACAAAAACAAAACAAAGUGACACUAAAUCACCUGUGAAAAAAACAAAAAAAAAUACCCUGUCUGUUGGGAUAGACCAUUCAGAAGCAAUAUCUGGCCAAAUACAAGAAGAUCACAGUAACAUACUUGCAGGAAAGGGGAAAUUAGAGCAUGUGUCUAUUUCUUUGACUGACUGCAUGAGUCCCAAACAAUUUCUAGAAUCCCAAGGACAAGUAACACCAAAUGAAAGUGAAAAAAUCACAGAAUGUGAAAGAGCAGAUGCUGAGGCAGAUGCACAGCAGUCUUUCUCGUGUGAUGAUAAAUUAAGGAAAAGUAAGCAAGCUAGUGCAGUGAGCAGCCCAUCCAUGGACAUGGCUGUUGCACAGACAACUGAAAGUACUGGUAAGAGCAGGAUGCUCAAAAUUGUUGGAGACAGUGGUGACAACCAAACAGAAGACUUUGAGGUGUCCCACAGCAGUGAAAAACCAAGUGGUGAUAAUAACUCUCUUGCAUUGUUUCUGAGCAACAGUGAAAGUGAUGACUCUGAAAAUAGUGAUGUGGCAGACAUAGAUACAGUUGAUGAGAAUCUGUGUUAUAAAAAGUCAGACGAGAAAACUCCUUCCCCCAAAAAAUCUUUAAAAAGUGGUUCACUGCAUGUUGAAGGUCUUUUUGUAAUUGAUACUGAGCCUGGCAUGAGUUCCAGCCAAAAGUAUUAUCUGGAUGAUGUAGACCAAGACAGUGAUGCUAAAAGUAAGGAUGAAGGAGGUGAAAAAGAUGAAGAAUCAGACUUGGAAGAGGAUGAAGAGGAAUUAAUAGAUGAAGAUGAAAAAGAUGAAGAUGAUGAUCUGUUGAAAAAUAAGGUUGACGUUUUACAUCUUUCCAGUAGCAUAGACCCUGGUUUGAAUAUCAAGAAGCUUGGAGGUUUAUAUAUCAGUUUUGAUGCAAAAAAUCAGAAGCCUGGAUCAAGUAUAAUUGAACCACUGAAGGAGAAGAUGAAGAAGAAGGACCAGCUCUUGCAGAACAGUAUAAUAACUCCAGACUUUGAAAGAAAGGAAUGUGUCCCACCCUACAGGGAAUCACUUCACCAGCUAAAGAAGCAGCGCAGGGCAGAGCGAGAGAAAACAACAGGUGAUGGCUGGUUUGGUAUGAAAGCCCCAGAAAUGACAAGUGAACUGAAAAAUGAUCUUAAAGUUUUGAAGAUGAGAGCUUCAUUGGACCCUAAGCAUUUCUAUAAGAAGAAUGACAGAGAUGGUCUCCCCAAGUACUUCCAGGUUGGAACUGUAGUUGAUUCUCCCAUAGACUUUUACCACAGUCGAAUCCCUAAGAAGCAGAGGAAGAGAACAAUUGUGGAGGAGCUGCUUGCAGAUUCUGAGUUCAGAAGAUAUAAUAAAAAGAAGUAUCAGGAGAUCAUGAGUGAAAAAGCAGCUUUUGCAGCAGGGAAGAGGAAUCGGAAGAAGAAGAAAUUUCACAAUUAA
Messenger RNA from Passer montanus (Eurasian tree sparrow), 2709 nucleotides. RefSeq names its product deoxynucleotidyltransferase terminal interacting protein 2 (gene DNTTIP2). Gene Ontology annotation, cellular component: nucleolus. The record is from RefSeq and is a predicted model, not a curated record. NCBI's taxonomy places the organism in Eukaryota, Metazoa, Chordata, Aves, Passeriformes, Passeridae. Gene Ontology annotation, molecular function: RNA binding. The coding region runs from base 1 to 2709 and encodes 902 amino acids. Gene Ontology annotation, biological process: RNA processing. The transcript is spliced from 7 exons.